Molecule: messenger RNA, 5052 nt
Organism: Epinephelus fuscoguttatus (brown-marbled grouper)
Lineage: Eukaryota; Metazoa; Chordata; Actinopteri; Perciformes; Serranidae
Product: vitellogenin-2-like
Exons: 34
Coding region: 1-5052 (1683 amino acids)
Biological process (GO): lipid transport
Molecular function (GO): lipid carrier activity
Source: RefSeq, a predicted model, not a curated record
AUGAGGGUGUUUGUGCUAGCCUUCACUUUGGCCCUUGCGGCGGGUUACCAGGUCAACUUUGCCCCUGAGUUUGCAGCUGGAAAGACCUAUGUCUACAAAUAUGAAGCCCUUGUUAUGGGUGGCCUGCCUGAGGAGGGCCUGGCACGGGCCGGAGUGAAAGUCCGUAGCAAAGUUAUGAUCAGUGCAGCGGCUGCCGACAUCUUCAUGCUGAAACUUGUUGACCCUGAAAUCUUCGAGUACAGUGGCAUCUGGCCCAAGGAUGCUUUCAUCCCGGCCACCAAGCUCACAUCAGCCCUGGCUGCUCAGCUCCUGACACCCAUCAAGUUUGAGUAUGCCAACGGUGUUGUCGGCAAAGUUUUCGCUCCAGCUGGCAUCUCUGCAACUGUGCUGAACAUCUACAGGGGAAUCCUCAACGUCUUCCAGCUGAACAUCAAGAAGACUCAGAACGUCUAUGAGCUGCAAGAGCCUGGCGCACAGGGUGUGUGCAAGACCCACUAUGUCAUCACUGAGGACGCAAAGGCUGAUCGCAUCCUGUUGACCAAGACCAAGGACCUGAGCCACUGCCAGGAGAGAAUCAUCAAGGACAUCGGUCUGGCUUACACAGAGAGAUGCGCUGAGUGUGAGGCUAGAGGAAAGACCCUGAAGGGAACCGCUGCUUUUAACUACAUCAUCAAGCCAGCAGCCACAGGCGCUCUGAUCCUGGAGGCAUCUGCAACAGAGCUCAUCCAGUUCUCACCUUUCAACAUCUUGAAUGGUGCUGCCCAGAUGGAGGCUAAGCAAGUCCUGACAUUCCUGGAGAUUGAGAAGACCCCAGUGGAGCCCAUCAGAGCUGAAUAUCUUCACCGUGGAUCCCUGCAGUAUGAGUUUGGUAGCGAGCUUCUCCAGACACCCAUCCAGCUUCUGAGGAUCAGCAACGCUGAGGCUCAGAUUGUUGAGAUCCUGAACCACCUAGUGACCAACAAUGUGGCCAAGGUCCAUGAAGACGCCCCUCUGAAGUUUAUUGAGCUCGUCCAGCUGCUGCGUGUGGCCAGACUUGAGAGCAUUGAGGCCCUCUGGACUCAGUUUAAAGCUAGACCCGAUCACAGGCACUUUAUCCUGCAUGCUAUCCCUGCCAUUGGUACCCACGUUGCUCUGAAGUUCCUCAAGGAGAAGUUCACUGCUGGUGAGCUGACUAUUGCUGAAGCUGCUCAGGCACUGCUGGCAUCUGUGCACAUGGUGACAGCCGACCUGGAGGCCAUCAAGCUUGCUGAAGGCCUGGCUGCAAACCAGAAGAUCCAAGAAAACCCAGUUCUGCGUGAGAUUGUCAUGCUGGGCUAUGGCACCCUGAUUGCUAAAUACUGUGCGGAGACCCCAACCUGCCCAGCUGAGCUUGUGAGGCCCAUCCACGAACUUCUUGUCCAAGCUGUUGCCAGAGGUGAAACUGAGGAGCUCAUCAUCCUUCUCAAAGUCCUAGGUAAUGCUGGACAUCCUGCCAGCCUCAAGCCAAUCAUGAAGCUCCUGCCUGGCUUUGGCAGUGCUGCUGCUGCUUUGCCACUCAGAGUUCACAUUGACGCUGUUCUGGCCCUGAGGAACAUUGCGAAGAAGGAGCCCAAGCUGAUCCAGGAUGCCGCUGUUCAGAUGUUCAUGAACAAGGCUCUCCACCCAGAGCUCCGCAUGGUUGCUGCUAUCGUACUGUUUGAGACCAAGCUGCCCAUGGGUCUGGUGACUACUCUUGCCGAUGCCCUCUUGCAAGAAAAAAAUCUGCAGGUCGCUAGCUUUGUGUAUUCAUACAUGAAGGCCAUGACCAAGAACACCGCUCCUGACUUGGCCUCUGUUGCUGCUGCCUGUAACGUUGCUGUGAAGAUCCUCAGUCCCAAAUUUGACAGACUGAGCUACCGCUUCAGCAGAGCUCUCUAUAUUGAUGCCUACCACAGCCCCUACAUGAUGGGUGCUGCCGCUAGCGCCUUCUACGUCAACGAUGCUGCAACUGUUCUGCCAAGAGCCAUUGUUGCUAAGGCUCGCACCUACAUGGCAGGAGCUUAUGCUGAUGUUCUUGAGCUUGGAGUGAGAACCGAGGGAAUCCAGGAGGCCCUUCUGAAAAUCCCUGAGGCUCCUGAGAAUGCUGACAGGAUGACCAAGAUGAAAGCAGUUAUGAAGGCUCUUUCUGAUUGGAGGGCUCAUCCUACCAGCCAGCCCCUAGCCUCUGUGUAUGUGAAAUUCUUCGGACAGGAAAUUGCAUUUGCCAACGUCAACAAAGCCAUUAUUGAUCAGAUUAUUGAGCUUGCCACUGGACCAGCAAUUCAGACUUAUGGCAGGAAGGCUUUGGAUGCUCUGCUGUCAGGUUUCACACUGCAUUAUGCUAAACCAAUGCUGGUUGCCGAGGUUCGUCGCAUUCUUCCCACCACUGUUGGUCUGCCCAUGGAGCUCAGUUUCUAUACUGCUGCUAUGGCUGCUGCAUCUGUUGAAUUCCAAGCCACUGUGACACCACCUCUGCCUGAAAACUUCCAUGCUGCCCAGCUUCUGAAGUCUGACAUCAACAUGAGGGCUGCCAUUACUCCAAGUAUUUCCAUGCAUACCUAUGCAGUUAUGGGAGUGAAUACUGCUUUCAUCCAGGCUGCCCUGCUGUCAAGAGCCAGAGUUCACACAAUUGUUCCUGCAAAGGUGGAAGCAAGAAUCGACAUGAUUAAGGGCAACUUCAAGCUUCAGCUCCUGCCUGUCCAGGGCGUCGAUAAGAUUGCAUCCGCACUCGUUGAGACUUUUGCUGUUGCAAGAAAUGUGGAAGACCUCGCAGCUGCCAAAUUCACACCAAUGAUUCCAGCUGAAGUUGCAAAACGGUUGUCAAGGGAGUCCUUCUCUUCAAAGAUCUCAUGGAUGGCAUCCUCUCUGGCUGGUAGCAUGUCAGCAUCAUCUGAAAUCAUUCCCGUUGACCUGCCAAGUAAAAUUACCAGAAAACUGAAACUCACCAAGGCCUUUGAGAAGAAAAUGUGUGCUGAGAUUGAAACCUUUGGAAUCAAGGCAUGCACUGAGAUUGAGUCUCGCAACGCUGCCUUUAUCAGAGACUGCCCUCUCUAUGCCAUGAUUGGAAAACAUGCUGUCUUAGUUGAGGUUGCUCCAGCUGCCGGACCAAUCAUCGAGAAGAUUGAAAUUGAGGUCCAGGUUGGAGAAAAAGCAGCAGAAAAGAUCAUCAAAGUUAUCAACCUGAGCGAGGAAGAGGAAAUUCUCGAGGACAAGAAUGUCCUGAUGAAACUCAAGAAAAUCCUGGUUCCUGGUCUGAAGAACAGCACAUCAGCUUCUUCCAGUUCCAGCAGCUCUCGUUACAGCAGCUCCCGCUCAAGCGUCUCCUCCUCUGCAUCAUCCAGCUCCUCCUCUCGCCGCAAGAGCAAGAUGGUUGACAUUACCGCUCCAGUCAGCAAGGUAUCAAAGAGACUGAGCAGCUCCUCCAGCAGUGCAUCAAGCAGCCGUUCAUCUCUCCUUUCCAGCAGCCGCUCUUCCAGCUCCAGCUCCUCCAGGUCCAGCUUACUGUCCAAGCAAGAACUGUAUGAGAUGAAGUUUACCAAGCACCACAUCCACCAGCAUGCCCUUUCCACAGUCCGUGCCAGCAGCAAGAGCAGCGCCUACAGCUUCGAGGCCAUCUACAAUAAAGCCAAGUACCUCGCUAAUGCCGUCACUCCUGCUGUGACCAUUCUCAUCCGUGCUGUGAGAGCCGACCACAAGAUUCAGGGAUACCAGAUUGCAGCUUAUUUUGACAAAGCUACUGCUAGACUGCAGCUCAUUUUUGCCAACCUGGCCGAGAACGACCACUGGAGAAUCUGCGCAGAUGGUGUGAUGCUGAGCCGCCACAAGCUGAUGGCCAAGAUUGCCUGGGGCAUUGAGUGCAAGCAGUACGAGACUGAGAUCACGGCUGAGACUGGUGCUGUGGGUAAAGAACCUGCUGCCCGCAUGAAGAUUACCUGGGAGAAACUUCCACCAAGCAUGAAGCGCUACGCAAAAGAGAUCUCUGAGCUCAUUUCCCGCCUCGCUAAGGAAUACGAAAUAAACCUGGCAAAGGUCAAAAAUGUUCGUAACCAGAUCAAACUGUCUGUGGCUGUUGCUACUGAGACUAGCCUGAACGUUGUGCUGAAGACACCAAAGAGGACAAUUUACAAACUUGGUGUGGGUCUCCCCAUUUCCCUGCCAAUCGGAGAAACUGCUGCUGAGCUGGUGCCAUACCAGAACAACUGGGCUGACAGGGUCUCCUACAUGAUCUCCAAGGCUCAUGCAGUUGAGUGCACCAUGGCCAAAGACACACUGACCACAUUCAACAAGAGGAAAUACAAGAAUGAGAUGCCUCACUCUUGCUACCAGGUUUUGGCUCAGGAUUGCACCCAGGAACUUAAAUUCAUUGUUCUGCUGAAGAGGGAUCAAACACAGGAACAGAACCAGCUCAACAUUAAGAUCGCAAACAUUGAUGUGGACCUGUAUCCAAAGGACAGUGUCAUCAUGGCUAAGGUUAACGGAGUAGAAAUCCCCAUCAGCAACCUGCCAUAUCAGCAUCCCACAGGCAAAAUUCAGAUCAAACAGAGAGGUGAGGGCAUUGCUCUCCAUGCUCCCAGCCAUGGUCUCCAGGAGGUCUACCUUGAUCUGAACGCACUGAAGGUUAAAGUUGUGGACUGGAUGAAGGGACAGACCUGUGGACUCUGUGGAAAGGCCGACGGUGAAAUCAGACAGGAGUACCGCACACCUAACGAGCGCGUGUCCAAGAACGCUGUCAGCUACGCUCAUUCCUGGAUUGUGCCUGCAAAGAGCUGCCGUGAUGCUUCUGAGUGUUACAUGAAACUCGAAUCUGUGAAGCUGGAGAAGCAGGUGAUCCUUCAAGGCCAGGAGUCCAAAUGCUACUCUGUUGAGCCCGUGAUGCGCUGCCUGCCCGGCUGCCUGCCAGUGAGAACCACCACCGUCACUGUCGGCUACCACUGCGUGCCCAUUGAUUCUAACCUGAACUCUGAGGGUCUGAGCAGCAUCUAUGAGAAGUGCAUUGACCUGAGGGAAACAGCAGAAGCACACCUGGCCUGUCGCUGCACCACUCAAUGCGCUUAA